AUGUCAAACAAUAGAAAGGUCGCUAUUUUCUGGGACUAUGAGAAUUGUAGUCCUCCCUUGAAUUCCCAAGGACAUGCCAUUGUAAAUGGCAUUCGACGAAUUGCCCAUGUCUUUGGAUAUGUGAUGUCGUUCAAAGCAUACUUUGACAUGUCCUCUCAGUCCUCUCAGAAGUCUAUCGGGUUUCGCUCCGACCUUCAGUCCUCUGGGGUGUCCAUAAUUGACUGCCCCCACAAUGGCAGGAAAGAAGUCGUGGACAAGAUGAUUCUCGUGGACAUGAUUGCAUUUGCUGUCGAUAAUCCUUCACCUGCCACCGUUAUUCUGAUAGCCGGCGACCGAGAUUACGCUUAUGCCAUAUCAACCCUCCGCCUUCGACAGUAUAAUGUCGUCCUCAUCGUACCUCCAGCUCAAAAUAUUCCCCAGAGCCUGGAAUCUCAGGCUUCUGUCGUGGUGGACUGGAAUUUCGCUAUUCUUGGAAAGCGCACAGAAGCCGAUAUAUCACCUGUACGGCAACCUUAUCGCAACCUCGACGAAGAUAUCGUAGAACGGUUAUCACGCGAGUUUUGCGAUUCGAACGAAGAUCCUGCUGUCACCCUUCUUUCUUCGAAUCUCCCCACAUCAUCGGCCCACACGCGGCGUGUCAGUGCAGCAGAGCUGCUGCAGCCGUCAGUAUUUGAACACAAUUCAGACACAGCUUCGGAUAAUGCUACUCAGCCUGCCUCGACGUUGACGCCGAAGAAGGUUGCUAGCAUGAUCCAUGAGACGCCUGUACGUCCUAGAUUCGAGUCUGUGGCUAAAUUCCCACCUCCACCUCCGCCACCGCCCGCCGUCACGUUCAACGCAAGUUCGAAGAACGCUCCCCUCCCCUCUUCGUCACACACUCGUACCAUCUCGGGGGGCACCUCUGUCCCAUACGUCAGCAAAACCCAGAACGCUGUGCCUACUGCAGUGCCCUUGUCACCUGUGAUAUCCUCACGGGGGCGAAAUGAUGGCAUUACUGCACCAAAUUCAACGAACAUUGACCUUACCUCAGCCAUGUCCCCGAUUGCUAUUGAUUUGCUUCAGCAUGACAAGAACGUGUAUCUGAACGCUGGAGUGACCAGGUUCGCGCAAUACACCGCACUAGCAGAAAGUGCGUCUCUUAUCCAGCUUGGUGGGCGGGAGGGCGACGCAUGGAUAGCACUCCAUCCGGAUUUGUUUAGUCAGGACAUCGACUUGGAUACACCCCAGUCAUCAUCCACCCCACCGACUGUCCAUGACAACUCUCCUACACCACAGGACAACAUUCCUUAUAAUAUGACGUCAACUCCAUCUUCAUCUUCAUCAGCUACGCUACCACCAAGCACUGAAUCGCCAGGUCCCACCAAACCACUGAAACUGAACCCAAAAGCUGAGCCUUUCAGGGCAGUUGUGCCGAUUCCGCUUUGCUUCCGGCCGCUCAUCAUCUGCCUGGCGAAAUUUCGUAAUGAUGGGGUACCCAAGCCCGUUCGUUCAGCACUUGGCCAAGAGCUUGGUCCCGCGGCAUAUUCUCAAGCUGGCACGUCCAGCCUAAAAGAAUAUCUAGCUCAAGCGUUGCACGCCGGUGUUGUGGAAUGUGGAGGAAGUGGUGAUUCCGCGUGGGCAAGGCUUCACCCUGAUGUGCUGAAUGGAAAGCGUUCGUAUUAG
Suillus bovinus is the source of this 1662-nucleotide messenger RNA. RefSeq names its product NYN domain-containing protein. Gene Ontology annotation, molecular function: RNA nuclease activity; mRNA base-pairing post-transcriptional repressor activity; CCR4-NOT complex binding. Gene Ontology annotation, biological process: post-transcriptional gene silencing. The coding region runs from base 1 to 1662 and encodes 553 amino acids. The record is from RefSeq and is a predicted model, not a curated record. The transcript is spliced from 5 exons. NCBI's taxonomy places the organism in Eukaryota, Fungi, Basidiomycota, Agaricomycetes, Boletales, Suillaceae. Gene Ontology annotation, cellular component: cytoplasm; peroxisome.